Phyllopteryx taeniolatus (common seadragon) is the source of this 6931-nucleotide messenger RNA. Its product is annotated as alsin-like. The transcript is spliced from 41 exons. Bases 357 to 5240 code for a protein of 1627 amino acids. NCBI's taxonomy places the organism in Eukaryota, Metazoa, Chordata, Actinopteri, Syngnathiformes, Syngnathidae. The record is from RefSeq and is a predicted model, not a curated record.
GCGCCUCGGUAAAGUUUGAUCGUAGCGGGCCGCCGUCGUCGCCUGUUGCUCUCCACAACAGCAUUGCUGAGCUCAGCUGUCACAACUUCUGCUUCGACUGCGCUGCACUGAUUGACAUUUGGACAAUUUGUUCUCCUCGCCGGCUUUAACAGCCACACGCGUAACUAGUUCGUUGUGUUUUCCUUACAAACCGAUGCUACUUCGUACCGAAUUCACUUUUAACACUUGGCAUCCAAAAGCCACACAGUAAGUGACCAUGAUGCUGUCAAGCCAUGACAGAAGAUUUCCACUGAAAUCCACAGACAGUGUGCAAAACAUUUCGUCCCUGUCCUUUGGAAAGGAUUGAUGCACAAGUUAUGGAGAGCAAAGAGCACAGCUUUGCAGAAGAGGCGGCCAGCACACUUCCAAAGCGAGGACUGCUCCACAUUUGGCAGUCGGGGGGACCGAGCGAGCCGCUUAGCCCAGAAAGAGUGCUUCUGUCCCAGUGUGUCCUGCAGGUGGCCCUGGGAGAACAUCAUGGACUCCUGCUGGCACAGGGUGGUCACGUGUAUUCUUUUGGCGAGCUGCUGUGGAGGGGCCUCAGUGUUCCGCCAUCAGCUCCAUUGUUGGAGGUCUCCUUGCGAGGGACGACUGUGGUGCACGUGGCUUGCGGUGGUUUUCAUUGCGGAGCCUUGAGCGAGCAGGGUGGCAUGUACAUGUGGGGGGAGAACACCGCAGGACAGUGUGGGCCAACCGAGGGGGACGCGGACUCAAACGUGACUGUUGCAGACCCAUACCCGCUGGCUGUGGUGGACAACGAGGUGGUUCCUCCCUCGAUGGUUCGGAUUGUGGAUCUGGCCUGCGGACGGGAGCACAGUCUGGCUUUGUCAGCCCAGAAUGAGCUGUGGGCCUGGGGCAGUGGAUGCCAGCUCGGCCUCGUCACAAGCAACUUCCCCGUGUGGAAACCGCAAAAGGUGGAACACUUGGCUGGCAGGCAUGUGAUUCAGGUGGCUUGUGGGGCCUACCACAGCCUUGCUCUGGUUCGUUGUCUACAUCCAGAAAAUCCCAAUACUCCAAAACCGCAAGAGAGGCGGGGAUCACAGAGGGACGAGGCUUUUGCUUCUGAUGAUGCGCACUACUGUCCACUUGGAGUGGAGCUUACGGAAAGCAUGACAGCAGAGGCUUCAGCCAGAAGACGUUCCAGACAAAGGCUCUGGCCAGCUGGCAUUAGCCAUGAAUCGCAAGCUCAUCUUUGUCCAUACUCCUGCAGCAUAUCUGACAAUAAAGAGAAUGUUCUUCUGGCCGGUACCGAAAUUGAGCCUGAUGAACACGCUGACCCUCUAACCCAGACGGACAGCUGUACUACAUCAUACCCGCUGCCAGCCUUGACAGAUAAAAAGAAACCCGCUUUGCCUAAUGAGCUGGAGCUUCACAACCUCCUCCAGAAACUCUCUGGUCACUCAUUAGAGAUGCAACAUAGCAGAAGGCUGGGAGACGCAGACUCACUGAGCAGUCAAACCUCAGAUGACAGCUAUGUUUCUUCAACUCCUUCUAAUGAACUGUUACACACCAGAUGUGAAAAUUACUUGACAUUUAGUGACGUGGUCCGGUCCUCAUCUCUAGUGGGCUUGGAAGAAGGUUCUCCGUGGAAGAAAAAAAUAAUGCUGGAGCACAAGAGCUCUAGUCUUAAAGACAUAAACCAGAAGGGGAAAACUGGAACCAGGAGAUGCUCCCUACCUGGAACACCCACCCAUGCAACCCCAAGGCGACAGCAACAUUUUAGUAGCAAGCCAUCCUCUGUUUCAGAGGAUGGGCUUCCGUCCUUGAAGACGGAGGUAUGGAGCUGGGGGAGAGGCUCCGAAGGGCAACUGGGCCAUGGCGAUCAACUGGCCAGACUCCAGCCUCUUUGUAUUAAGUGUUUGACAGGCGAGGAAGUGAUCAAAGUCGCCGCAGGAUCACACCAUUCACUGGCUCUCACCGCUCAGUGCCAGCACUCUUUUAUGCAGGUCUACUCAUGGGGCAGCAACAUGUGUGGACAACUCGGUCAUGUCAACAGUCCUGUUACUGUCCCACAGCAGGCUAAGCUUUCCGAUGGUCUUCGGGCGUGGGACGUGUCGGCGGGCCAGAGCCACUCCCUCCUCUUGGCUGACGGAGAAUGUGACCAGCCCCUGCUGCUGUACUGCGGGCAGCAGCAGGAGCCGAGGUCGAAGCAGAGUGAGACAUCCUGCCGGGGUGCCAGAUCGUGCCAGCGGUCACCCAACAGGGCUGAAAGUUACACAGUCAGACCCACGUUGAUGCCGUUUUGCAUGGAGAUGGGUUACAUCAGCAGUGUGUGCAGUGGCGGUCAAAGGUGUGCGCUGCUGGCCAACCACAUCAUCAUCGGUGUAAUCUCGGCCAUCCACGAGCUGGCUUCCAUCGAGAGGAGGUUUUACUACUGGUUGAGCAGCCUAAGAAAGCUGCUUCUUAUGCCCCUCUUCAACAAAGAGAGUGCGUGUCCAUCCCUCGGUGAUCCCUGCACUCGUCUCUUCCUCUCCCUUUAUAAGAGUUUUGUUCACCUGAGCAUCCUCAUUGGUCAACACUCGACGUCGCUCACCCAUUUCCUGCACAACGUGCUACGUCGGGAUGUUGCUUCCCUUCACCUGCUCACGCACAUUCAGCACUUCCUGGACAUCUAUACUGAGUAUUGCACUGUUGUGGGGGACUUCCAGGUCAUGGGUGGAUUUCAAUUGCUCCAUAAACUCUCGCUUGAGUGUUUAGGUUCUAAGCAGACCAAACUUUUUGAACUGGACCUGUCGGUAAGCGGCGACGCCGAUCUGGGUUCCUUGUUGUAUUGGCCUCUGCAGCAGCUUCAGCAGUACAAUCGAGUCCUGCUCAAACUGGAAGCCUGCUACGACGUGCUUACAACUGAGUAUCAGUACCUACAUCAGAGCUGUGUGCAGUACGAACACCUUUCUGCAAUACUGCUGAGGAGGAAGAAGGAGGCUGAAGUCACUUUCAUCUUCUGGAAGACUCACUCUGGGAAAAACACAGAGGGUCUGCGUCUCCCACAGCGACGCGUGUUAUGUGAAAGCAGCAACAGAACCCUGACUCUGCAGGGCGCUGGCCGCUUUUCCAACCACUGGUUCAUACUGUUCAACGACGCGCUGGUUCACAUACAGCGCGCCACUCCUCCUAAGAGCCUCUUCUCCACUCACCGUGUCUACCCUGUGAACCUUUUGUGGGUAAAACCGCUUCCUGAAAACGACAGUGGAUGCUAUGCCAUCAAAAUGUCAUGUCCAGAAGAGACCUUCAUCCUGGUGGCCUCGACACCACAAGAGAAGAACAAGUGGCUCCAUUUUCUUAAUCAAGAGGUGGACCGCGUGCUGAGUGGUGGAGGUCAGGGUUCAUCGCCAGGAAUAACAGCAAUGUCCCGCACGGCCUCCUACACAUUCACCGGAGAGGGACAAUUCAAGGAUGCACAGUAUACUGGGAGCUGGCUGGCUGGACGAGUUCAUGGCAGAGGAACAAUGAGAUGGCAGGAUGGACGUACCUACACCGGGAACUUUAAAAAUGGACUGGAGGAUGGCUAUGGCGAGUGCAUGAUUCCUGACAAACUGCUGAAUAAAGCAGGCUGCUACCAGGGACACUGGCGUGAUGGCAAGAUACACGGCUUUGGCAUCUACAGGUAUGCCACAGGCGAGGUAUACGAGGGCUGCUUCAAUGAAGGCCAGCGCCACGGCUACGGCAUGCUGCGCUCUGGCAAGAUGGACAAGACUUCUUCAGGCGUCUUCAUUGGCCAGUGGGUCUGUGACAAGAGGACUGGAUAUGGCGUCUAUGAUGACAUCACCAGGGGUGAGAAGUACAUAGGAAUGUGGUUGGAUGAUGAGAGGCACGGGAGCGCUGUGGUCGUGACUCAGUACAGUGUUUACUAUGAAGGGAACUUCAGGGAAAACAAGAUGAAUGGUCUCGGUUUGCUGGUAUCAGAUGAUGACACAGCCUUCCACGGGGAGUUUUAUGAAGACUGGACUGUCAACGGGAAGGGGAUUUUAUCCCUUGCAAAUGGUGACACUUUAGAGGGCCACUUCAGUGGGGAGUGGAGCGCGGGCCUGAAAGUGGACGGAAUUUACACCAAACAAGCCGCUGAUGAGAUUGAAGACAAGGACAGAAAUAAUUUUCUCAGGUUGGGUCGGUACGUGGUGGCUGCCGAUGAGAGGUGGGUGUGCGUUUUCGACGAAUGCUGGAGGCGACUGGGCUGUGACGUCGCUGACAGAGGAGAGAGGACGACAGCCUGGGAGAACAUUGCUGUUUGUAUUUCAAGUGCACGUCAACACAGCCCAGACCUCAGCAGAUAUCAGAGCAAAGUGCUGGAGUGUUUGGAGUGUAUUCCUCACCACGCGGAUGCAGUCACCACCACAAAUUAUGACAACAUACGAAAAUACCUCGCUAAGGCAUGUGAGACACCGAUCCACCCUCUUGGCUGGCUGGUGGAGACGCUGGUGACCGUCUACAGGAUGACCUACCUGGGUGUGGAGUCAAACCACCGGCUGCUCAGGGAGGCUGUGAAGGAGGUGCAGGCCUACGUUAAACACUUCUACUCCAUUGUCAGGUUCCUGUUUCCUGGGUUACCAGAUGAUGGCAGCGUCCUCCCAGAUACUCCCAUUUCUCCGUGUAGAAUCAGAUACAGCUCGUUUACAGAAGAGCCAAGCUUCGUCUCAGUCGUGAGCUGCUCCACUCUGCUCCUCCCACUGCUGCUCCCUCAACUCUAUCAACCUCUGUUCAUGUUGUACUGCCUCCACGACGAACAGCAGGAGGCGCAAUACUGGGAGCGCAUCCUCCGACUCAACAAGCAGCCCGAUCAGUCCUUGCUCAGCUUCCUGGGCGUUCAGCAGAAGUUCUGGCCAAUGUGGAUGUCUGUUCUUGGGGAGAAAAAACAGAUUGUAUCCAGCAGUAAAGACGUCAGUUUUGGUUGCGCUGUGGAGACACUCCAACAAAUCAGCACCACUUUCACUCCUUCGGAGAAACUCUUGGUCAUCCAGAAUACCUUUGAGGAGUUGACCCAGGAAAUCAAACCAACGCAGGACGGUGACUUCCUGUGGUGCAUGGACGACCUGCUCCCUCUCUUCCUCUACAUUGUGCUUAGGGCGAGAAUCAGAAACCUGGGUGCUGAAGUGAGUCUGAUAGAAGACUUGAUGGAUCCCAAUGUUCAGCAUGGAGAGCUGGGACUCAUGUUUACCACGCUGAAGGCCUGCUACAUGCAGAUCCAGAUGGAAUCGAUGAUAUAGCAGUGAGCAAGACUGACCGAACCCCAGUUCAAGCUACCAGGCAGUCCUACCAUCCAGUACUACUAACAAGUAUGUUUCCACACCUCUCACUGGAUGUUCUCAACUUUAAUUCUUUUUUUUUUUGCCCAAUGGGAUCUUAUUGUAGCUCUGAACACAUACACACGUACGCGUACAAACGUCUCAGGGAUUUCAAGCACAGAUACUACAAUCGUUAAGUCUCUUUAUACUGAUGUUACAUUCUGUUACAUUGUACGUUUUUUUUAAUGAAUGGGAGCGAGGCAAAAAAAUAAUAAUACUGCUGACUAUUUGAAUUUUGAAGCAAAAAAAAAAGAAUUAGGUGUGCAUGUUUUAGUCGACAAUUUCUUUUUUUUUUUUUUUUUUUUUUUUAACAUUUCACUGGUUGCAAACUGAAUGUACAUUUCUAUUCUAUCCCAAAAUAUACAGCGACGAUAUACAGGCGCUUCUUAAUAAAUUAUAAUAUUGUAUAAAAGUUAAUUUGUUUCAGUAGUUCAAUUCAAAAAGUGAAACUCUUAUACUGUUUUAUUAAACACAUAGGAAAAAUAGUUUUCAGAAGGCCAACUACUACCUAAUUUCUACAUUUAAAAAUGAUUCUUAUGGGAUAUUCUCAUUUCUUGGUGAAUUUGGGGUUUUCGUUAGCUCUAAGCUAUAUUUAACAAAAAUAUUAAAAAUGUAAUCAUGAAAUAUUUUAUUCUCUGUGUUGUGACUAUAGAAUAUGAGUUUCACUUUUCAAAUUCAACUACAGUAUUGAAAUACAUUGGGUUUUCCACAAUAUGAAAAUGUAUUGUGAUGCUUUCUCUGGGAAUAAGCGGCGCGUAAAGCUGUAGGCGUUUUAAAAAGGGAAAGCGCUUAUACUGUAUUUCUGUCUUUCGGGUUUUAAUUUAUAAUGAUUCUAUUAACUGUCGGUUGAAAGCAUUUCAUGCAAUUUGGUUGGUGUUUUUUUUGCACGCAUAGCCAUUGUCGUUAGUUUUUCAAGAACUACUACUGUGCUUAUGUAAACGAAUGAACAAAAUCUAGCACUUUUUUUUUCCCCCUCUCACUGUGUUAACACGCAAUUGCAAGUUUGUAUUUUGUUAAGCCACCCAUCAGGUGCAUCAAUUAUUUACCAAGUAUGUAUCACAGUUCACAGUUGAAUGUAUAAUAUUAUUGCAGUACUAUACAUGCAUAUAAUCUCCUGUAUGAAAUGUCUUUUUGUUUUGGCCAGAUUGUAUCUUUUGAUUUGUGCACUUAUUCAUUUUUAGAAGUCACAAAAUACCUUGCAGGUAUCAGCAGGAGUUACUGUAUUAUGUCAAGUCCUUGAAUGCACAGUAAUGAAUGUAUCACACCUUUCACGCACACAUUUAGGAUUUAAUAAAUUCAUCACACAUUUCAAAUGUGUUAGACUGAAUUCAACCAUCUGAUGAUUUUUAUUUAGCAUAUUUUCAUAGAAAAUGUAGUAAACAAGAAGAGAGCAAUCAUUUGUCACGGGAGAAAUAAAGCAUAAUUUGUAUUUGUCUAAAAAUGUCCUAAAUGAACAAUGAAUAGAGUUUAUUGUAUACUUGAGAUUAUUUUUGUAAAAGCAGAUUAACAAUGUACAGUAUUUUUGUGACAUUACUAAAGCACGCUAACACUUAACAUAUCAAAUGUGUGGCUUUUGAUUGACAGCUUAAUUAAAUGAUUCAUGUGAUUUUGCA